CAGUGCAUGAAUGUGUGUGUGUAGUUUUGUAUUUUUGUCUCACGUGGUUUAUCAAUCGUUUUUUUGAUCUACGCAAAAAUAAAAGUGUUGUCUUGCUUUGACAGUUGAUUUAUUUAAUUGAAAAUGGCACUUUGGAGAAGUUUGCCCUCCAAACUAUCGGAAACAGCAAACAUUAUCUAUAGUGCUGGCUCCCGUGCUUCAUAUCAUCCUAAUGUUUUAGAUCACUAUGAGAAUCCAAGAAAUGUUGGUUCAUUAGAUAAAAAUAAUAAGCGUGUUGGAACUGGAUUAGUUGGCGCUCCUGCUUGUGGAGAUGUAAUGAAAUUACAAAUUGAAGUUGACGAAAAAGGAAAAAUAAUUGAUGCAAAAUUUAAAACAUUUGGAUGUGGUUCAGCAAUUGCUUCAAGUUCCCUUGCAACCGAAUGGGUCAAAGGAAAAACGGUUGAUGAAGCCUUAAAAUUAAAGAAUACUGACAUCGCUAAAGAAUUAUGCCUACCACCCGUCAAGCUACACUGUUCGAUGCUUGCAGAGGAUGCGAUUAAAGCAGCUUUGUCAGAUUAUCGUAUAAAGCAACAGGGCGAUACGGAUAAUAAUAAGAGUAGCAAUUAAUACAAAAUUAAUUUGUUUUGAAAAUUUGUGUAAAAAAAGAAUCAUGUAAUUGAUAAAAUAGAAAUUCCAUUUCGUUUGUUAUUUUAAAUAUAUAUAUAAAUAAGUUAAACAUUAAACUAAAUUUCUUGUAAAUAAAAUAUAUGUAGAAGUUAUAUUUUACUACCAAGUAAAAAAAAAAAAAAUAUAAUAAACAUUAAAAUUUGUAGCCUUUCAA
This is a messenger RNA of Leptopilina boulardi, 820 nucleotides long. It is a transcript of the gene IscU, whose product is annotated as iron-sulfur cluster assembly enzyme ISCU, mitochondrial. The transcript has 4 exons. The coding region runs from base 124 to 606 and encodes 160 amino acids. Gene Ontology annotation, molecular function: 2 iron, 2 sulfur cluster binding; ferrous iron binding. Gene Ontology annotation, cellular component: mitochondrial matrix; cytoplasm. Gene Ontology annotation, biological process: iron-sulfur cluster assembly; intracellular iron ion homeostasis. Lineage: Eukaryota; Metazoa; Arthropoda; Insecta; Hymenoptera; Figitidae. The record is from RefSeq and is a predicted model, not a curated record.